AAAUACUUUCUAAUGUAGAAUUUUGAGUUACCACAUUCUAAAUUACUUUGGUACAUUCAAGAAAUGUAUAAAUAACAUUUGAUUGAUGAUCAUGAAAAACAAUAGUUGAAAGGUACAAAACCAAUCAAAUUUUGAUAGAAAAAGUUAUAAUUGAGCAAGUGGACAUUUUUCAAUAUCUUGAAUAAUACGAACAAAAAAAGGAUGAUGAAAUGCUCUCAUAAUAACUAAUCUAAUUAGUAAGAUAAAAAGAUUUAGGAGAAUUAUUUGGAUUAAAUAUCAGGAAGAAUCCUUAUCGUAUAAAAUAUUAAUAUAAAAUAGAAGAUAAUUCUGAAUAUGAAUUCCCUGGUCGGAUACAACGAUCUCCAAAUUCUGGUCCUAAAUCAAGACAGUCUGAAGACCUUUUACCACCUGAGUUUUGACAAUUAGACA
Molecule: messenger RNA, 429 nt
Organism: Paramecium sonneborni
Lineage: Eukaryota; Ciliophora; Oligohymenophorea; Peniculida; Parameciidae
Source: the annotation of a GenBank genome assembly